GUGCUGGCGUUAUCCUGCCGAUUGUCCCGAAGUCCAUCCGUGCCUUUCGCAGGUACUUUUUGCCGCUUCCUUUAUCAGUCGAUUUUUACCAGAGGAGAAGCCAGCAAUGUCGAUGUUAAUCUGAUUGAUGCCGGGCCACGAAGGACCAGAGAGGUGCGUUUUACUCUGUCUAAUCCACAAAAUUAUUUGCUCCUAUUUAUAUCCUGCGAUACUCAUCGUGUGCUCAUUCCCAUCACAAUCCGUGCUGCUCCUGGCCUUCUCAAUCGACAUAUUUUCAGUUCUAAUCGCCACGUUAGCAUCAGAGUUUCACGGCUGUCAUAA
Opisthorchis viverrini is the source of this 321-nucleotide messenger RNA. RefSeq lists its product as hypothetical. The annotation marks the transcript as partial. The transcript has 2 exons. NCBI's taxonomy places the organism in Eukaryota, Metazoa, Platyhelminthes, Trematoda, Opisthorchiida, Opisthorchiidae. The record is from RefSeq and is a predicted model, not a curated record.